CGUGUGCGUGAGUAUUUGCGGGUGGGACCGCGGCGGCUCCUGUCAGAGCGCGGAGCUCCGGUUUGGACCUCUGAAGUGAAGCACAUCCGGUGUUCGGCGGCUCCGCGCUGCCUCCCGGUUCCUCCCGGUUCCUCCCGGUUCUCCGUAGGACUGCUCCGGGACCAGCAGCGGCUCCUUUCCCGUCCUCCUCUCUCCUCCUCCGCGCUUCUCUCCGCUCCGGGAUGGACUGAGCUCGUCUUCACCUUUCCCUCCGCCGGUGACGCUUCGGUGGGAGUUCCUGUGGGAGGGAGCAGCAGCUCAGGCUCCGCUCUUCGCUCUCUUCUCCCCGCUGCUUCCCUUUUCUCCUUCCUGGGCUUUUAUUUUUCGCCGCGCACUCCUGUCCAGGCUGCAGCUCCGACAUGGGGCUGUCCGUGCAUCUGCUGCUCCUGCAGUACUAUCUGCUGUCCAGCUUGCUGUGCAACGCGGUCGCCUUCGUGGAGGAGCCGUCCGGAGGCAGGGCGGACGGCUACUGCGGGAGGAUCCUCCGGGCGCAGACCCAGGGCACCCGGAAGGAUGGGCACCACGAGUUCAGGCUGCGGGUGGACGGCGACCCGGAGAGCUACCAGCCGGGCAGCACCUACAGAGUCGUCCUCUUGGCCACCAGCCCCUCUUACUUCCGAGGAUUCACCCUGAUCUCGCUGAAGGAGGGCCGGGAGGGAACGACGGACGACGACUACACCGGACAGUUCCAGAUCGUUGACGAAGACGACACUCAGUUCAUGACCAACUGUCCUCCGGCGGUGACGGAGAGCACGCCUCGACGACGCACCAGGAUCCAGGUUUUAUGGACGGCGCCCCCUACUGGGUCCGGCUGCGUCAUCCUCAAGGCCAGCAUCGUCCAGAAGAGAAUCAUCUAUUUCCAGGACGAAGGCUCGCUCACCAUCAGACUGUGUGAGAAAGAGAAUCUGUUGGGUGAAGCUACAGAAGCUCCGGCCAUCGAGUGCUGCGCCUGUGGAACCGCCAAGUACCGGCUGACUUUCUACGGGAACUGGUCAGAGAAGGUUCAUCCCAAAGACUAUCCCAGACGAGCGAACCACUGGUCGGCUCUGAUCGGAGCGUCUCACUCCAGAGGAUACGUUCUGUGGGAAUAUGGCGGCUACGCCAGCGAGGGAGUCCGGCAGGUCGCAGAGUUCGGUUCUCCGAUCAAGAUGGAGGAGGAGAUCCGACAGAAGGGAGAUGAGGUUCUGACUGUGAUUAAAACGAAGGCCCAGUGGCCGGCGUGGCAGCCGCUCAACCUACGAGCCGCUCCGUCAGCAGAGUUCUCGGUGGAUCGGACUCGACACCUCAUGUCCUUCCUCACCAUUGGACCGAGUCCGGACUGGAACGUUGGGCUUUCAGGAGAAGAUCUGUGCACCAAGGACUGUGGUUGGGUCCAGAGGUUGGUGACGGACCUCAUACCCUGGGACGCCGGGACCGGGGGAGUCACAUAUGAGUCGCCCAACAAGCCCACCAAUCCUCAGGAGAAGAUCCGGCCCCUGACCAGCCUGGACCACCCCCAGAGCCCCUUCUACGACCCAGAGGGAGGCGCAAUCACUCCGGUAGCCAAGGUGGUGGUGGAGCGUAUCGCUAGAAAGGGAGAACAGUGCAACGUGGUGCCCGACACCAUCGACGACAUCGUGGCCGAUAUCGGACAGGAGGAGAAGGAGGAAGACGACACUCCGGAGACGUGCAUCUACUCGGGCUGGUCGCCGUGGUCGGCCUGCAGCAGCGCCACGUGUGAAAAAGGUCGCAGGAUGAGGCAGAGGAUGCUGAAGGCUCAGCUGGACCUCAGCGUACCGUGUCCCCACACCCAGGACUUCCAGCCCUGCAUGGGCCCCGGAUGCAGCAUGGAGGAGCCGUCGACCUGCAUGAUGUCGGAGUGGAUCAGCUGGUCGGCCUGCAGCGCCUCCUGUGGGAUGGGGAUGAGGUCCAGAGAGAGAUACGUCAAACAGUAUCCUGAGGACGGCUCUCUGUGCCAGCUAAACACCGAGGAGACGGAGAAAUGUGUCGUCAACGAAGAAUGCUCUCCCAGCAGCUGUGUGGUGACUGAGUGGGCCGAGUGGGAUCCCUGCAGCGUCACCUGUGGGAUCGGCAUGAAGCGACGUGAGCGGAUGGUGAAGAUGCCUCCCAUAGACGGAUCCAUGUGCAAAACCGAGGUGGCCGAGGUGGAGAAGUGCAUGAUGCCGGAAUGCCAUACGAUCCCCUGCAUGUUGUCUCCGUGGUCGGACUGGAGCGACUGCAGCGUAACGUGCGGUCGAGGAGUUCGAACACGUCAACGGAUGCUAAAGUCGGAUCCUGCUGAGUGCACUGAGGAGCUGGAACAGACGGAGAAGUGUAUGCUGCCGGAGUGUCCGGUCGACUGCAUGGUCUCUGAGUGGUCCGAGUGGUCCGAGUGCAACAAGUCCUGCGGUAAAGGACACACUAUUCGGACCCGGAUGGUGAAACUGGAGCCUCAGUUCGGAGGCAGCGCCUGUCCUGAAACCAUCCAGAGGAAGAAAUGCAAGAUCAGGAAGUGUCGGCCGAAGACGAAGGAGGAGAGAGGAGGAGGAGGAGGAAACAGGAGGAGACGAGGGAAACAGGGACGAGAUUCAGCCGUGGAGGAGCAGCCAGCCGGUUGCCGGAUGCAGCCGUGGAGCAGCUGGACGGACUGCACCAAACACUGCGGCGGGGGGAUCCAGGAGCGGUUCAUGACGGCGAAGAAGAGGGCGAAGGGCAGUGGGACGGCGGGCUGCAAGGACCGCAAGGAGAUCCGAGCGUGCAACGUUCAUCCCUGCUAGGGGGCGCUGCCGAGCCGCAGACCUGGAAACACCAGCGGGCUGUUUAUUAAAGAUGACGGGGUUUGAUUUAUCUGUGUACAGCGAGGCGAGGGCAGGAGGACGGGGUGGUUUGGGGCGAAUAUGAGGAGUUUAGUUGAAACGAAGGAAGAUGUGCUGUUUAGUGAAGCCAUUGUAGACAUUUAGUUAACAGGGCUGACUUUUACUUUAGACCACGGUGGAAGUUUUAGAGAGAAACGUCUGUGUCCUGCAAAAAAAAACAACUUUCUAAUCAUUUUCUCUACUUCUGGCCUCUAGUGAACUCAAGAGUUUUCUGGGAAUUUUCACCUAAAGUCUGGGAUUUUUGGCUCAAAGACACCUUCCAUGAACCUUUAAAUGUGUCAUAACCAGAUCUCUUUUCCUCCAGUUAUUUUUUGCCUUAAGCUUCUUGCAGAGUUACACAAAAAAAUCAAUAGUACUCUCAGUCUGGUGUUAAAGUUUCCACAACUGUGACUCCGCUUUAGUCCCUGAGAGUAUACAGACUAUUAAUGGACGUCUGCUACCCUUUAGGGGCUUUUAAUGUCAUAAGGGCAACAAGUGUUGGAGUAUAGAUGCAGAUCUACAGUAGAUGAAUAAAGUAGACCUAACGUAGUAGAAUAAGAAGAACUACUGGUGUCUGCAGCUGUUCUUGUACAAGGAACUUCAUCUGUCGGGUAGAUUUGAAGCUAAAAUUCGUACAAGACUUGAUCAAAAAGUUUCAGGGCUGUGCCUGGAGUGCAACAUGUGGUAGCAGUACAGACGUUUUUGUGACCACUUGUUGGUAGAUUUGGGAUCUUUGGCUCGUGAGCUGAAACAAAGACGCCUUCUACGAAGCUUUUAAUGCUUUUAAUGCUUUUAAUAACCGGAUCUACUUUAUUUUUAAAUUUCCACAAGUUAUUUUUCGCACUAAGCUUCCUGCAGAGUUACACAAAAAAUCAAUAGUACUCUCAAUCUGGUGUUAAAAGUUUCCACAACUGUGACUCUGCUCGAGUCCCCGAGAGUAUACAGACUUUUUCUGGACGUCUGCUACCCUUUAGGGGCUUUUAAUGUCAUAAAGGCAACAAAUGUUGGCAUAUAUAUGCAGAUCUACAGUAGAUGUGUGAAACAGAACUAAAAAUGGUAGAAUAAGAAGAACUACUGGUGUCUGCAGCUGGUCUUGUACCAGGAACUUCAUCUGUCGGGUAAAUUUGAAGCUGCAGUUUGUACGAGGCUUGAUCAAAAAGUUUCAGAACUGUUCAUGUACAGAUGCUUUGUGACCACCAGUAGGUAGAUUUGUGAUUUCUAGAUGGAGCUGAAUCUGCUUUAAAGAAGAAAACAUCAGAUUCAGGAUCAUUCAGCAGCUGGAUGAUCCAACCUUCAUGUUUAGGACCAUCGACCAGAGGAAGGUCUGCAGCUACCGUCAUUAGAAGAAACACCAGUUUACCAGUGGAAGAGUCGUUGCUUUCUUCAGCGUUUACAAAGUUCUGCAAGGAGACAUCCCAAGACAGAGUUCUUCUGUAGCAUCCUGAGGUGUCUGAGGAAAAACAUUCAGUCACAACACCGAUGCACAAAUUUUUUGGACACAACGGCACAAUCGUAUCUGCCCUGCUGGGUAUAUUUGACUCUUUCAAACUCAAUUCGAAGAAGUGCUUUUCUGACAUUAUUUAAGAGAUUUAGUGCUCAUGACAGAUGGCGUUGAAUUGAAUUUAACAGCGGUCUUAAUGUCGAUAGCACAAUGUCAUAUGACACCAUGGACAGUCUUGAAACUUUCUGAUCGACCCUUGUAGCUGUUUGUAGAUCUGUUACUCACCAGAUCUAGACUUGAGAUGUAUUUUUGCCAUUUUGUCUUUGAUUAGCUACAAAAUCUUAGCAGCAACCUAUCUGUUAAAAAUGCUACAUUUUGCAGAGGAUAUGGAUCGGCUGAUGAGGCAUUCUAGCUUCAUUUUUUUGAUCAAUUAGUGAUUUUGAUAACAGUUCUCGCCUUGUGAUGAUUUAAAGAACUCCAAACAAGCCAAAGUGUUCAUUAAAAGGCAGUGUCAGACCAUUCUAGAUAGAUAGAUAGAUAGAUAGAUAGAUAGAUAGAUUAAACCUUUAUUAAUCCCACAGCGGGGAAAUUUACAGUCCAGAGUACUGUUGGUUGAUCUUUCGCUGAACAUCACCUGAGACAAUCAUAAUUGAAAAUCUGAGCUUUUUUCCCACUCCAACAACAGAGUGAUUGUAAGGUGCAAUCCGACCAUUCUAGUGUAAUUUUUCAGCUUAGCAAAACACAAAACAGUUUGCCUAAAAUUCUCUUUUUAACACGUUGUGUGUUAGUAUGCUGAAUAAUGCAGCAUUUUACAGAUAGUUUCUGUUGUCAAAAAGUUCCAAUCAAAGAAAGGCAGAGUAGCUGCUUUUGCGUUCUUUGUGCUAAGCUAAGCUAAGCUAACUAGCUGCUGGCUCAAGAUUCAGAUUGACUAUCUGGUUUUUAAAUCCAACUCACAGCAUUCCCAUAAAGUCAAACUUCUUCUUUAGAAGUGUCUUCUGUUUGUUGGAACUUCAUUUUUCCACUUGAUUACAACCUAAAUCUUUUUCUUAUUAACUAUCAAUAGCUUGAAACUUCAUUUUUGGUGAGAAUUCCCAGAAUUCCUGUGGGGAAAAAAACACCCUGCGGAGGUAAUACGGAUUAAAAAAUAGACAAAAAUCUACAACUAUAACUUUUUAAAAUAUAUUUCAAGCUCCCAACUGUGAUUAAAUUGACAGAAAGGUAAAUAAACUGAACAUUUUUUUUGCAAGACACAGAUGCUAGCACAGGUUUUUGCGUAAAGACUUCUGGAUGUACUGUACAUCUACUAUCUAACCAACACGUAUAAAUGACACUGCUAUGUAAUGACUAAAAACCACUUUCCCUACUAGACAGACACAUUUAAAUGGAGAUGUUUUAUACUGUUCAGAUUAGUCUUUAUAUUCUGUACUGCUGUUUAUCUGUCGUUUCAGCUGAUGUAGCAUUAAACUCUCUUUCUUUAGCAUGUGCAAGGAGGACUUCUUUUGUUGUUACCGCUUUUGGUUUGGACUCUAGGCUUUAUCAGCUGUACUUGUUGUCUUAAAUGACUGUAUCUGCCUUUGUUGGUUCCUGAAAACCCAAACAGACGGAGCCUUAGAAGCGUCACGUUGAGAAAUUAGCGAACAUAGAAGCUUCUACAGUAUCAAAGCUGUAGUUUAGCUCAACAUACAGUAGACUGUUACCGGGGCCUCGGUUACUGCACUCCUUAUUUCCAUUUAAUGCUUUUUCUAUUAUUGCGCUUUUCAUUGCCAUGAUAAGUGAUCUGUAAAACCUUCUUUUCUUAGGAUUACUUAGCUGAUUAUGUUGCAGUUUUUUUAUUCUUUUUUACGUCAUCACCACCAAAGUUCUGUUUUCUGUACAUGUUUUGGGUUUUUUUUAGUUUACAGGCCUCUUUCUGUUAUUUCUUUGCCUCUGCAUCACGUGACUAUUUUGUAAGAAACCACCUUUACAAUAAAAAAAAGUAAAUGUGAAAACCGUC
Messenger RNA from Acanthochromis polyacanthus (spiny chromis), 6307 nucleotides. RefSeq names its product spondin-1-like. NCBI's taxonomy places the organism in Eukaryota, Metazoa, Chordata, Actinopteri, Pomacentridae. Gene Ontology annotation, biological process: cell adhesion. Gene Ontology annotation, cellular component: extracellular matrix. The record is from RefSeq and is a predicted model, not a curated record.